Trypanosoma rangeli is the source of this 597-nucleotide messenger RNA. Its product is annotated as putative MIX protein. Lineage: Eukaryota; Euglenozoa; Kinetoplastea; Trypanosomatida; Trypanosomatidae. The record is from RefSeq and is a predicted model, not a curated record. The transcript has a single exon. Bases 1 to 597 code for a protein of 198 amino acids.
AUGCUGCGCCGAACUUCACGUCGCUUUGUAAGUGCCAAACAAUUCUUUGGAACCGAAGGGCAACCAAUAGAGCCGUAUACUGCGAAGUCGCUUUUUCUGUUUAGCUUUAUAGCCUCCAUCGCGUUCCUGUCGGUGUUUAGUGUGAAAGAAACAAAGAAGGCAGGCCCACUUGAGAUGCCGGACGAGCUGGAGGCGGAAAAACGCCGUAAGAAUGAUCCACGCCGCCCACCGUGGCCCCUGCUACAUCAACGUGUCGUUCUUUUGCGUGAGGGAAAGGCGCCACACGAUGAUCUGCCUCUCUUGUGGGAACAGACACGGCAUUAUUACCCUGCCGACUGGCUUGUGCCGCUUGAGGUCACGCAGGUGCUGAAGUACACAAGUGGGGCGUACCUGCAAAACUACGUGGCUGACCCGGAUCAGCUUCGCAAGGAUGUUUUAAUGCAGCUGCUCAACGUCAAGUAUGGGCGCGUGAAGGACCCUAACGGAGGGCGCAUUAACCGUGAUGUGGAGGAGAUCAUCUCCAUAGCAAUAGAGGAUCUGGAGAAUAUGGACCUUAGCCCCUCCGCGGACGCAGCGCUAGUGCCUACGCACACUUAA